ACCUUACACAUCACCCUCACGCGAAAUGCCGGUUCCUACUCAGUCAAACCAUGUUUAUACACUCUUUCCUACCCUUACUCGCGAACAGAUCGACGCUGCUCGCACUUCAGCGUGGUACGAUACUUUUGCGGACCUCACCUUCCCAGCCCAGUUUAUUGAUCUCAAGAAACUGGGCGAAGAGGAGGAGUUCUUGAGGUGGCUCGAAGCUGAUUCGAUUUUUCUGCCAGAAGGCAGCGAAGGAAGUCAACCGCCUCCUAUAUCUACGGUCUCCGAUUCUUUACCUACGCCUCGAUCUCGCUCCAAUUCCGGCGCUGAUGACAGCAGCUCCUCGUCUUCUGUUGCGCCCGUGUAUCACCUACCGAAGCUCAACGCUGCUGUAAGACAAGCUAUCGAGCAAUAUGGUGGUGCUGUAUUUCCAAAGCUCAACUGGACCAGUCCAAAGGACGCCGCGUUUAUACUCCCCCAAGCAUCCUCAGGGCCGUUAUACUGCUCUUCCCCUGCGGACAUGUACUUACUCCUCAAAUCAAGCGAUUUUAUCUCUCAUGAUAUUGACCACGAAAGGGCGUACUCUGGGGUACAAGAUCCGCAGGUUGAGGAGAAACCAAAGAUUGAAUUGGUCUUAAAGAAAUUUGAAAGCCUCAACCCAUCAAGGGAAGUGAGAUGUUUUGUACGAAACAACGUGCUUGUUGGCAUAACGCAGCGUGACAUGAACUUUUAUGAUCAUUUGCAGCCAGAAGAAGUACGCAGUAAGAUCUCUCGAACAGUGCGGGAGUUCUGGGAGGACGAAAUUCGGGAAAACUACGAAGGAGGGGAUGACUAUGUUUUUGACCUCUAUCUAUCUCCAAGCUUUGACUCAGCAACUAUCAUCGACUUCCAACCAUACCGAGAAUCUACCGACCCUCUCCUCUUCACAUACGAAGAGCUCCUUGCUAUUCUUCAAGACUCUGUGUCCCCAUCCGACUCCGAGUUUCGCCCCCGAUUGCCAUUAUUUAAAAUUAUUGACUCUCAAGCCCACCCUGCUGUUACGAGGAAUGCCCCAACUUACCAAAGCAAUAUGAUGCCUUUAGAGAUGAUUGAAUUUAGUGAAGGCAGAAACAUGGCCGAGUUUAAGGAGGCAUGGGAUGAGGCUGUGAGAAUGGGUAUGACUGAAUAAUAGAUCUCUACGAUUCUGUUCAUGGUAAAUGACUAAGUGAUGAACUGUGGUAUCGUCCCCUGACAAGCUAUGCAACAUUACUCUCCAUUCAACAUUA
Messenger RNA from Cryptococcus deneoformans JEC21, 1250 nucleotides. RefSeq lists its product as hypothetical. Gene Ontology annotation, cellular component: cytoplasm. Bases 26 to 1153 code for a protein of 375 amino acids. The transcript has 6 exons. The record is from RefSeq and is a predicted model, not a curated record. Lineage: Eukaryota; Fungi; Basidiomycota; Tremellomycetes; Tremellales; Cryptococcaceae.